Molecule: messenger RNA, 1143 nt
Organism: Lycium barbarum (goji berry)
Lineage: Eukaryota; Viridiplantae; Streptophyta; Magnoliopsida; Solanales; Solanaceae
Product: rRNA-processing protein fcf2-like
Exons: 6
Coding region: 174-755 (193 amino acids)
Biological process (GO): RNA processing
Cellular component (GO): nucleolus
Molecular function (GO): RNA binding
Source: RefSeq, a predicted model, not a curated record
GUGAUGGCUAAAGCUUAAUUGGCCUAUGAAUUGUUAAAAUUGGCCUUUUCCUUACUGUACACAUCCUUGCAAAACCCUACCAGAAGAACGUCUCUGAUGCGUAUUUUUUGUCACUGGAUAUCUAUAAUAUCAGAGUUGCUUGCAUACAUAUUGAAUUUAGCCAGCAGUUCAGUAUGCCUGAAAACAAGCCUGUAAUUGGGAUUUCAUGGGAACCAAAGCUGCCUCAAUUAUCAUUUGGGACCAAAAAGAGCUCCAAUGAUGUGCCCGGAACCAGUGCAGUAUACAAACCUAGUUCGGAACUUGUCGAUGGCCUAUUUGUUCCGCCUAAUGAUCCCAAAAAGGUGAACAAGUUUCUACGAAAACAACUCAAGGAUACAGCCGGCAAAAAUUGGUUUGAUAUGCCUGCCCCAACGAUUACUCCGGAGCUGAAAAGGGAUCUCCAGCUGUUAAAGUUGAGGGGUGCCAUGGAUCCGAAAAGGCAUUACAAGAAGGGUGGCUCAAAAUCAAAAACACUACCUAAAUAUUUCCAGGUCGGCACAGUAAUAGAGCCAGCAUCUGAAUACUACUCCGGUAGACUGACUAAGAAGGAGAGAAAGACAACACUUACUGAAGAGCUACUUUCCGACCGUAAACUUGGGGAGUACCGGAAACGCAAAGUUCGCGAGAUUGAAGAACAUAAUCGGCCAGGUGGAGUGGACAAGUGGAAGAUUAGAGGUCCACAGUCGAGGCAGCGUGCAAAGCAAAGAAGGCAUUGAAGCUAGAGCGUUCAAGAAGCACCGCUUACCAUUUUUCCCAGUCUGGCCAAUCGAGGAUGUUUUACGAGGUGUAAAACUAGUGAGAUGCCAUAAUAAGGCAGGUUUGACAGAACAUCUAGAAAUCCCUGAUGCCAUAAUUGCAUCAGCAUACUUCUAAUACGAGUUUCUAGCACUGCAACAGAAAUAGUUGUCAUCAAAUUUGAAAUGUGUUACUGAUGAUCUUCAUGUAUAUUGCCUUCUCAAGGGAUUGUGACCACUAACACAGUAUUCUAUUCUUAUUGUUCCCGCAUCAGAAUAUCAGAAUGUUCUGCAUUGUGGAUUUGAUGUUUCUGACAUUCUAUAUAUUUACUGCAACCUUGAGGUUGUAUUUUUGGUACUUUAAAGAAAA